Nilaparvata lugens (brown planthopper) is the source of this 866-nucleotide messenger RNA. RefSeq lists its product as uncharacterized. Lineage: Eukaryota; Metazoa; Arthropoda; Insecta; Hemiptera; Delphacidae. The transcript has 2 exons. The record is from RefSeq and is a predicted model, not a curated record. The coding region runs from base 142 to 846 and encodes 234 amino acids.
CGUAUGAAUCAUCGGUUCCACUAACAUACGAGGUAGAUUUCCCGGCAGCUCAGCUCGACAUCUUGCAGGCGGAAAGGGUGUUCUGGCCUAACUGUCAACAAGAGGAUUGCAGUUUAGCGGAUGCGGUAGAAGGAGAACUCCAUGGUGCUUAGCUUAAAAGUACCGUUGGUCAGCAUCGGCGGACAGUUUCAAUUGCACAAGUAUGUGAGGACACCUAUGUAUUUCGACGGCCAGAUUUGUCAGCUUCAGCAGCAGGAUUUCGUUUUGGCGCGGAGACAGGAGGACGGUGAGAUUCAGGUCAUCUCGGGAGAUCAUCUCUCUUCUUGUCGGGCACAGGACGAUUUCUUAUGCUAUCUUCCGCGGCUGGUGCAUGGAGGACAUAUGUCAUCAAGAUGUAUGCAUCACUUGUUUGCGGCGACAGAGCUGAAGGACAUCCAACAAUAUUGCAGUUUAAGCUGUCGUCCAGCUAAGCAGGAGUUGGAGAUCGUCGAAUUUUCGCCUUCGGAGUAUAUCGUCGCGAAUAUACAGGCCAACACUACAGUCACUUGCGAGGGAGGUUCGUUUCAUCAUCUUCAACCUAUUCCGGGAGCAAUGUAUGUGGUUUUACCCUGUCAUUGCGAGAUUUCGGUCGGCGGGAGAAUAAUGGUGAGAAAGACUUUUCCGUGUGACGCAAAUGUUGAUAAACAACCUCAGGUUCUCCAUUACUUACCUUUGCAUUGGGUUAAGUUUAAUUCGUUAAAAAUUGAUGUUUUGCAACCGCAUUUCAAUCCUAAUUUUGUUAAUUUUAGCGAAAUUUUAAAAACUGAUAUAGAUAUAAGGUUCCGGAAUUUACAGUUCAAGACGUAAUAUCGUCAGAUAUAUUUCAC